Lates calcarifer (barramundi perch) is the source of this 3161-nucleotide messenger RNA. RefSeq names its product CLN6 transmembrane ER protein a (gene cln6a). NCBI's taxonomy places the organism in Eukaryota, Metazoa, Chordata, Actinopteri, Centropomidae. The transcript is spliced from 7 exons. The record is from RefSeq and is a predicted model, not a curated record. The coding region runs from base 152 to 1081 and encodes 309 amino acids.
GGAUUGAACGGAUGGGCAGGAACAAGGCGGCAAGUAGGAAGUGAAAAUGAACUGGGGAAGAAAGAUGUUUAAGUACUGUAGCUAAUUGAGUAACGUAAGUUCGCGAGUGUUUAAGCCACGGGAUGGUCAGGGAGAACCGUUAGCUGGACCAAUGGACACGCAGCCGAAAAUGCAAUUACGGAAACGUCGAGGCAACGCUUUACACAGGACUAAACAGAAUAGCCCUCCUGGUGCUUUGAAGGAAAAUGUACCACAGAGGAAUAGACAGCACUUCCACGUUGACCUAUGGUUCUGCCUGACUCUGCAGAACUGGAUACUCGACUUUGGACGGCCUAUUGUUAUGAUCAUCCUUCCUCUGGAAUGGUUUCCCCUGAACAAGCCCAGUGCUGGAGACUAUUUCCACAUGGCCUACAAUGUCAUAACACCAUUCCUAAUGCUCAAGCUGAUUGAGCGCAGUCCCAGGGAGCUGCCUCGCUCAGCGGUCUACCUCUGCAUCAUCACUUUUGUCAUGGGAGCCAGCAUCCACCUGGUGGGAGACUCCAUCAACCAUCGGCUCAUCUUGAGUGGCUACCAGCUCCACCUGUCAGUCAGAGAGAACCCCAUCAUCAGAGACCUUAAACCUGCUUCAUUGAUUGACUCUUUUGAGCUGCUGUAUUAUUAUGAUGAACAGCUGGGACACUUGAUGUGGUACAUGCCUUUCUUCAUCAUUCUGUUCAUUUACUUCACGGGCUGCUUCACUGAGGCAGAAGAACAGAAAAAGAUUCCCACCUCUGGUUGGCUGUUGCUGGGACCCAGCGCUCUCUACUAUUGGUACUUGGUUACUGAAGGACAAAUCACUGAACUUUUCCUCCUCACCUUCCUUGCCAUGGUUUCCAUGGUGAUAUAUCAACAGCGUAAAGGCUUCAGCCCAGACAGCAAUGGCCUGUUCCUGUUCUGUAGUUUCAGUGUUACUGUGUUCCUGGUGGCACUGUGGGUGGUCUAUCUGUGGAACGACCCGGUGCUUCGCAACAAGUACCCUGGACUCAUUUAUGUGCCAGAGCCCUGGUCCUACUACACCCUACAUAUCAAGAAUAACCACUGAUUUACACCUGUCCAGGUCUGUGUUACUUUGUUUGAAGAAAAAUUAUUUCUAAAUGAUGUUGCCAUCAGUUGCAACACAAAUUGUCUCCUCUUUGUAUUUCUGUGUGAAUACUGAUACAUACAGACUUUAACAAUUUGGAAAUGUGAUGUUUGGUGAAAGAUUGCUCCCUUUUUUCUGCCGUUGCAGUUCUGUAAAACCUGCUUGGAUCUUGUGACAUGAAACUAUGAUGCAUGUCAUAAAGUAGGCCAACACUUUCCAUCAUAUGCAUGUGGCAUACAGCAGACUAUCAGAGCCCUCUCACUUUAAUGAGCCCCAUGGCAGAAAUCUGUUUACUGUUUAAGAUUUUUACAAUACCUGAUGUUAGCUAUCUGAGACAAAUAGCUCUGCAAACAUGUUUUGUAAUCAUUACAUACUUAAGAGUUUUUAUCAUCACUAAUUGGCUCUAAUGGGACUGUUAAAACCAAAGUAGGGAUUAACACGCUAAACACAAAAGUGAGCAGUGAGAAGUAAUUAUUUCAGACCAAAUAAAUCUCAAUUGUUUUAAAGUUCUUAGAAGACAGUUGACAUUUUAUCUAAUCUUCUUUAAUUCUUUAAACACAUUGUGCAAUUGCAACCAAGUGUAGAUGACAGCUCAAAUAUCAGCACUGAGUGAUCUGGUGAAAUUUGAUGGUGCCAGACCUUCGUUUGCAUCAUUUUCUGUGUGUGCAGUCCUGCAGAUGUUUAUCAAAGCAGCAGAAAGCAAAGGAUUGAACUUCACUGUUUAACAUAACUGUUAUAACAUGUGCCAGCAGUUUGUAAUCAUCACCUGCUUGUGUUUUUAUCUGCCCUAAUUAGCCCUAAUGGGAAUGCUGAAGGAGUAAAACCAGGGCAGAGAUUAACAUGCUAAAGGCAAAUUUUCUGCUCAAGAUUGGGUAAGCCACUUUAGGGCUUGUAGAAACAGAGCAGUCCCAGCAUUUGACAAAAAAUACAAAUAACCAACUACCUCUUAACCUACCAAGUGAAUGACAUAUUUGACCUUUUAUGUGCAAACCUCGGGUGAAUAUAUGUACGGUAUACUGUCUGAAGAAUGAGAAAAAACUCUUACCUUACUAAACCAUCAUCAGAGAAUCCAAUCUUUCGACUAUUGAAUGCUUUGAGAUUCUUCUUGCACUAAUCAGAAGAAAGAAAACAACAGUUGCUCCUGACUGAUUAACAAAACACACAACAGCUUGAAAGUAGUAAAAAACAAACAAACAAACAACAACAAAAAAAAAAACACACCAACUUAGAUAUAAAAACAGCCAUAGAUAGUAAUACAAAGAAAGCCAAAAGAUUAAAAAAAACAAACAAAAAAAAACCAAGAUAAAACAGAAUAUUAAAAUAGUAACAAAGUCUGAUUGUUACAUGGCCAAGCAGUGUUAAGUAAACAACAGGGUCUGUUUGUUGGUUAGAGUCAAGUCUAUCAAUAAAAAUGUGUUUUGUAGCGGGAUUUAAAAACAGAAUAUUAAAUGGAGGACUAUUUCAAAGCUGUAAAAACAAAACAAAACAUUCUCUCAGGUAUUACGGUUUCGCACUUUGACAGAUUUCUGUUGUGAUUUAUUUAGACUUGAGAGCUAUGAACUGUUGUUUCCAUAUAAGGUCAUAGUACUGUUAAAUAGAGAGUUGACAUUUACAACUGAAUUACAACCCAGCCCUGUUGCUAGCUUACAGUCAUUGACAACACACUGUUCCAGUUUGUAAGUAAAAUACAGUGAACUGUUCACAAUGAAAAGAAGUCUGUUGUACCGAUGCUUUAACAUUAUUUAAAAGGUCAAGGACACCUGAAGAGCAGAUGACUUUUAAGAUAUGAAUGAAAACUUAAAAAAAAAAAAAUUAAAACAGUUGAACUGAUAAAUUCUUAUUUUGCCAUGUUUUUUACAUAUUGAGUGUACUUCUUUAAUUUUAGAUUUAUUGUUGCUAUUGUUAAUGUUUUGUAUAGUGUUCUUACUUUGCUCAGAUCACUUGGAAAAUACUGUGUAGUUACGGUUUAGUUACUUUAGUUAGUGGUUCCCCACAGGUUAGAUUCUACAUCUGUUUAUCUUAAUUAAAAUGUUAAAACUGA